GCGCCUGCGCGCUGGGGGUGAUGGCGGCGGGCGCUCUCCGCGGUGUCCUCUGGCCCCGGGCGGCCGCCGGGCUCAGGGCGGCCCGGGCCGCCUUGGCGGCGCCUUCGGGGGCGCGGGCGGCCUCGGAGAUGUCCAAGGACAUGAUGCCUGGGCCGUAUCCGCGGACUCCGGAGGAGCGGGCCGCCGCUGCGAAGAAAUACAACAUGCGGGUGGAGGACUACCAGCCCUACCCCGACGAUGGCAUGGGGUAUGGAGACUAUCCCAUGCUCCCUAAUAAGUCUCAAUAUGAGAGGGACCCCUGGUACCAGUGGGACCAGCCAGACAUGAGGCACAACUGGGGAGAGCCGAUGCACUGGGAUUUUGACAUGUACAUUCGGAACCGGGUUGAUACGUCCCCCACUGUCGUUCCCUGGCACACCAUGAGCAAACACUUCCUUCUCUUUUUGAGCGUAAUGCUGAUCAUGUUUGGUCUUGGAGAGAUCUACCCAUCCUACAGGCCUGUGGGACCGAAGCAAUAUCCCUUCAAUGACCUGUAUCUGGAGAGAGGAGGAGAUCCCAAUAAAGAGCCACCAGCAGUGAUACACUAUGAAAUUUGAAAGUUGUUCAAGUGCUACAUCUCCGUCAGUUCUCCUGGGGAAGAAUUCUUGUCUAGUGUUCACUGGCAUGUGUUAACACUUGUUCUUCAAUGCUCAGCUGCUAACUGCAAUGAAAUAUAUCAAUGACACCUACUGUGCUAGUUUUCUUCUGUUGGUUUGAGAAGGCUGAAUUACAGCUAAUCAAAUGGAGUGACCUUUGCCAUUUUUCUGAACGGGAUAGCGUCUAUGGGGCAAAAUUAUGAGUGCAGACCUAGGAUUGCUGGUCAUUUAUGUAUCUUGUGCACAAACAUUCCUCACCUGUGCCUGUUUAUGUAGGCAAUACUGCCUGUAACCAAGGCAUUUAAUGCAAGGUGCUGCUGGGAAUGGAACUGGAGUGUCACUGUAUAGUGUAAAAUGACAGGCAGAAACAGAUUGGCAAGUGCCAGUCCUUGGGAGUCGUGUACUGUGUCUGCCCUUAGUGGGAGUUGACUUUGAUCUCUUCCAGGUCUAGAUGCCCUCUCGAGUGAAGUAACCAGUAGGAAGCACUUAUAAGGCACAGAGCAUUGCAGUGUGUAGCUUGAAACUGACAGCAGAACUGCGUGGACAGCAGCAGUAUGAAAAGGCUACUGAGCAAGUUCAGCUCUGGCCAGGUCUGCUUUGAUACAAGUACACACGUGCCCAUAAUUGUUCCUUUAUGGCCUGAGUUCAUCCACCUGGCCUGGAGUUACAUCAGACCCAUGACAUCUGCCUGUUUUACUGCAAACCAUUGGUCUUGGACCUCCUAUAGCUUCAGCAACAGUUUGCUUGGAAAAGUUACACAUACAGUUAUAUUAAGCUCCUAAAUUUGUCCAGCUACACUCUAACAUAAAGGUUUUUUCCUCUUGUUGCUGGAGGAGACAGUACCUUUUGUACUAAUUUACAGCGAAUCUUCUCUCAACUCUGCCAUGCUAUGCCUUAACCCCACUGUUCAGUUGCAGGAGUGGGUGAUCACAGAAGGCUGAAGGCUUGGGCCACUCGAGGUGCUUCCUAUUAACUGGGUGCUGUGCUCUGCUCCCAGCACCCUCUCAGAACUUCUAGUUUUGUGCUUUAAGAGAAGCAGGUAUAUAAAGACAGUGAUUCACGGUUUUUCCAUCUGUACAGAUUUUAAACGCCAAAUUCUAAAGGGACUGUUAGCUUGGUUUUUGUGUAGGGGUUUUUAUAAGGGUAUGUUCAAGGAAAUGAUAGGAUUGAAUGCUAGGACAUAGUUUUAUUUGCACCUAAAUAUUUAUGACUCCUUUGGAGGUGCUGAACAGUCAACAUUCCCCAUAGCUUUUGUUAGCUGGCACCUUCUCUUCUCAUUGCAGAAAUGCUUGCUUUUAAAUUAUAGUCAGCUAUGCUUUAUC
Messenger RNA from Camarhynchus parvulus, 1957 nucleotides. It is a transcript of the gene NDUFB8, whose product is annotated as NADH:ubiquinone oxidoreductase subunit B8. Gene Ontology annotation, biological process: mitochondrial electron transport, NADH to ubiquinone. Bases 21 to 596 code for a protein of 191 amino acids. The transcript has 5 exons. The record is from RefSeq and is a predicted model, not a curated record. NCBI's taxonomy places the organism in Eukaryota, Metazoa, Chordata, Aves, Passeriformes, Thraupidae. Gene Ontology annotation, cellular component: mitochondrion.